Magnolia sinica is the source of this 724-nucleotide messenger RNA. Its product is annotated as nuclear-pore anchor-like. Gene Ontology annotation, cellular component: nuclear pore. NCBI's taxonomy places the organism in Eukaryota, Viridiplantae, Streptophyta, Magnoliopsida, Magnoliales, Magnoliaceae. Gene Ontology annotation, biological process: mRNA export from nucleus. Bases 215 to 661 code for a protein of 148 amino acids. The transcript is spliced from 8 exons. The record is from RefSeq and is a predicted model, not a curated record. Gene Ontology annotation, molecular function: structural constituent of nuclear pore.
GAGACUUUCAGAGAAUGCUUACUUAGAGAAUAUCAUCCGGGAGUUGAAGGUCGACUUGGGGAGGCAUGAACGAGACCACAAUAUUGCACAGAAAUAGAUAAUCGACCUCCAAAAGCAGGUGACAGUUCUUCUUAAGGAAUGCCGGGAUAUUCAACUUCGUUGUGGGGUAGCCAGUCAGGAUCCUACUGAUUCUCCUACUUCCAGCGUGGUUGAUAUGGAAGAUGGGACUGAAGUUGAAAAGUUGACUUUUAAGGAUGUCAAUGGAUUAGUUGGGCGAAAUGUCCAGCUACGUAGACUCAUGCAUAGUCUUUCUAUAAAGCAUGAUCAAAUAGAUGCUGAGUUAAAGGAGAAGUUUGAAAUGGAACUACAGAAGCAUAUUGAUGAGGAAUCAUCCAAAGUUGCAUCUGUAUUAGAAAGGUCUGAAGAGCAAGGACGAAUGAUAGAAUCACUUCACGACUCUGUCGCAUUGUGUAAGAGAUUAUAUGAAGAAGAGCUUAAAUCUCGUGCUUCUUAUUCUCGUCUUCCAGAAACUUUUCCAGAAGAUGGCAGGAAAGACCUUAUCCUUCUAUCUGAAGGUUCACAGGAAGCUACCAAAAAGGCCCUUGAGCAGGCUUCUGAACAGGUCAGAAAUCUGGAAGAUGAUUUGGCUAAAUCCAGGUAGAGGAUGUUACUUCUUGGUAUUAACCAUGAUGAUAGGAUGGAGUGUCUGUUUAAAGUUUUGCUG